This is a messenger RNA of Diaporthe batatas, 567 nucleotides long. RefSeq lists its product as uncharacterized. The transcript is spliced from 3 exons. Bases 1 to 567 code for a protein of 188 amino acids. The record is from RefSeq and is a predicted model, not a curated record. Lineage: Eukaryota; Fungi; Ascomycota; Sordariomycetes; Diaporthales; Diaporthaceae.
AUGUUAUGCACUCACCGUAUUUUUAUUUCCACAAUCAUCCUUGUGCAGCCUUACUGGAUAGUGGAAAUAUAUGCCACCUUUGCCUUCUUCAACGACCUUCCUAACCGCAACCUUUUCUCAAAAACGAGGCCCAUCGAGACCAUCUUCCGCGACCCUUGGUGGGUCGCCGCGUGCAUCAAGCUGAUCUGGACGCUCAAGCGGCACUACGAGAUGACCUUCACCCAGGUCGUCGUAAUUUCUCCGAGGUUCGCCGUCAUGCUAGCCGCCAUGGCACUGAGCAUUAUUUUCUGCCUCCUCGAUAUUGUCUCCGUCACAGGCGCGCUGGGGGACGCCCUGCCCACGGGGGUGAACCCGUUCUGGAAGCUGGCGUUGGUUUUCAAGUGUCUCACAGACACUCUCGUGCUGGACGACUUCAAGACAGCACUGGACAAGCUGUGGACAUUGAGGAGGGAGAGUCUUGGGUCUGGCACGCCACUGGUACCGAGGCAAGAUGCCACAACCGUUAAGGCCCGGCCUGAUGGGGCAGGCCAUCUACAACCUCCAAGUAGCGUUCGCGGAAUUGUUUAG